CAAAUUUGAAACGUGUAAUGAAAAACCGCCUGUAUGAUUUCAACCGAUGUGGAAAACGAACUUAGAAGAUAUACGUGAAUUAUUGCCCUCCUUCGAGUUGUUGUUACUAAUUUCACAACAUUUGGAAUAUAAUAUGGAUUUGAGCUCGCUCAAGUAUGCAGAUUUGCAGAAACUGGCUAAAGAUGUUGGUCUCAAAGCAAAUAUGAAGGCUGAUAAAUUGUUGAAAGCGCUGAACCGAUAUUAUCAAGAACAGGAAUAUCAUGUAGAAUGUGGAAAUACACUUAGUGCCGAUAAUUCUCAGCUUGACGAGCCAAGCGAUGUUCCGCCGUCCACUGACAGCGGUGCGUUCGUCACGAAGCAUCGUGGCAGAGGCAAAAAAUCUAAGAAUAAGCAAGCAAAUGAAAAAGACGAUGGAGCUGAAAGUGCCUUGAUCUUGGCAGGAAAUCUGGAUCAGAUGGAUGAAAAAAUGGAUGAACCGAGCUUCAAGAAGAGGAGGCUUUCUGAAGUGCAGCCUGAAAUACCUACAACUGCUACAGUAUCAGUGGGGGAAAGAGACAUGCAGUCUGAAACUGCUUCUGCAAAGAAUGGCUUAGAAGCUGGGAAAGGGGAAGGUAAAAACGUGAGACCUGGUAAAAUCCCACGCCACGAAGGACUCCUGAAGAAACAAUGCAGACCUGCACUCAAGCCGACCACACCUAACUUCAAGAAACUCCAUGAAGCACAUUUUAACAAGAUGGAAUCCAUUGACUCCUAUGUCCAAAGAAAAGCCAAGCAAAUAGAGGUAUAUAAGACUUCUGUAAAGGAAUUAAAGAUGAUCUCUGAGAAGACUAUUCCAAAAUCAGCAGAUAAAGGAAUUAUGAAACCAGCAGCAACCCGUGUUUCCCUGUUCAGUCCAGUGCCUAAGGGGAAAAGACCUAAGUCUGAAACCCGCCGGCUUACUCAGCCUUCUGCGAGAAAGCCUGCCCCGAAGGAUAAUGGCGUCUUCGUACCCACUGUCAUGUCCGCACGAAAGAUCAGUGUCAGAUUUUCACAGACGACCCUGGACAACGAGCAUAAGCGUUCCUUGGUGAAGACGCCAGCACGCAUGUCUCCGUUUGGGGACUCUAAUUUGACUCCUCGGCCUGUUUCACGGAUAAAGCCUGAAACGAAGCCUGCACUGAAUACCAGCAUUAUCAAGACGCCAGGGACUGCUUUUGUUUUUACUGGAAAUACAAGCACUUCCACUACUCCUGGCACGAAUAAGAAGAAUACAUUUGAUCUGAAGGCUAGUCUCUCCCGGCCCCUUUCCUAUGAACCACACAAAGGAAAGCUGAAGCCAUUUGGGAUGACUCAGGAGAACACAGCCCUAAACAGGUCUCAGUCAACUCAGUCACAUCAGAAGAAGUAUAAGCAGCACCAGGUACAAACAAGGGAGGACCGUCGCACAAAACAAAUGGAGGACAGGAAGCAGAAGAAGGAGAAAGUCCUUGGUGCAAGGAGAGGCCUUGUCUUGACCUAGGAGUCUCAAUUCCAAGAAGUUUCUUUGUAUAUGUACCACAUAUGACUUUGUGUAGAUUUGUUUAUGUAUCCUUUGCACCUGUUACUUUUUUAUCGUAGUUGCAUAGUUUUUAUAAGCCAAGUCAAUUUGCAAUUGCAUGUUUAUUUGUGCAUCUCUGCACAAAAUGUUCUUUGCUGUAUUUUAUAUCAACUGUAACAGAGGUUAAAACCACAUCGGUUCGUUGUACUCUCAUGUCUAAAGCCAGCCAAUUCAGUGUCUUAAACCUCUGGGUUCCUUUUGUACAAUUCAUAGGCAAAGUCCUCUGUGUGGGCUCGGUCAUUGCAAACGCCAAUGAAAUCAAUUUCCAGUUGAAAUGGGCCAUCUGCUUUAUCAGCCAGGGUGAAUGCAAUUGUGUUCACCUAAGAAAGCAAAAAAAAAGAGAAGAAAUAAAAAUGAAGAAAGAUGGAUAACGCAAACAUAUUGUACUCUCUGUACUUCAUUAAUAAAAUUCUUGUUCUAAUUUAA
Molecule: messenger RNA, 2002 nt
Organism: Paramormyrops kingsleyae
Lineage: Eukaryota; Metazoa; Chordata; Actinopteri; Osteoglossiformes; Mormyridae
Gene: nusap1
Product: nucleolar and spindle associated protein 1
Biological process (GO): establishment of mitotic spindle localization; mitotic chromosome condensation; mitotic cytokinesis
Cellular component (GO): nucleolus; microtubule; mitotic spindle
Molecular function (GO): microtubule binding
Source: RefSeq, a predicted model, not a curated record